Molecule: messenger RNA, 652 nt
Organism: Paramecium pentaurelia
Lineage: Eukaryota; Ciliophora; Oligohymenophorea; Peniculida; Parameciidae
Source: the annotation of a GenBank genome assembly
UAAUGCACCACUCAAUUAUUACAAUCCCUCAACAUGGAAAUGGACGUCUAUACAAGACUUCUAUCUGUAGGCAUUAUGAAUAUGGAAAUUGUUCUAUCGGUACCAAAUGCUAGUUUGCUCAUGGUGUAGAUGAGUUAAGAAAUCCAGAUGGUAAUUUAUAGAUUUAUUCUAGAUCCAAUCCCAAUUCAUAUACCUACUCUCGAUAGCAAUAUAGUUAUCACAAAUUAUAAAAGUAAAUCCUGUUAAUAAUUCAAGCUGUGUUAUGUAAAUAUGAUUAAUAAGGGUUUUGUAAAAAUGGUACUGAUUGUCCAUAUGCUCAUGGGUAAAAUGACAAAAAAUAGGCUCGAAUAGCUCCUUUGCAUCUUAGAAAAGCAUUGGAUAAUAAAGAAAACAAUGAUGAUAAAGAUGUUGAAUUGUUUUUAUCAGAAUUAAUUACUCGACUCAUUAAUGAUGUAUCAUAUCAAUCUGACGAGGUUAUAUAUAAGUUAUUCUUAGUCAGCUUUAAGCUCAUUCAGGAAAAUUUAAUCAUUAAUUGAGGAAAAAAAUCAUAGAUCUGCAACAGAAGCACUUUGCCUAGUGCUCUCUUCUAAUCAAAGAUCAAAAUAAUAAUAAAUGGCUUACGAAUAAAUUUAUAAUAGCUUGGUUUAAUGAA